AUGUCAGAUGAAGAUAAAGAGCGAGAGAGAAUGGUUUUAUUGUGUCAGUAGUCCUAUAGUUUGUGUUCCCAUAUCAUGGACUUGAAGCAACAGUUGACGAAAUUUUGAUAUUGUGGGUUUUCAGAGGGCGUCUAUUGGGAACAUUCUCUGUUGUGGAUCAACUACCUCAAGAGGACCAUGGAGGAGCCUGAUUUACGUCAACAAAAGCUGGACAAUCAGCGCUCCCUUCUGAUGAAGAAACAGCAGAGGAGGCGGGCUGAUGCCCAAAUGGUCACAGCCAAUCGAGACGCUCGGCCCAAGAAGAGCAAGCAGAAGUCUGGUGGGGCUGAUGACACGGCACUGUUGAUUAGCCAAUCCCAGAGCAACAACUCCUUGAAUGACUCACAGGUUGAACAUGCCCAUGACAACCCACUGGAAGAAAUCAGCCUAGGAGAACUUAGUAUCCAAACAAAUGGAGCCUCAGAGGAGAUGACACCAGAGAAGCCCAUCAUUACCAAGACCAUGGACCUAGAAAUGGACUCACAGCCCAAACCCAAAUAUGACCUAGAAAAUGGUGAACAAGUAGAGGAAAAGAAGACCAAGAAGAAAGGAGUUAAAAAAGGGGCAACUAAACAGUUGGAACAGACUGAGGAUGAAGAAGGACAAGGAGAGAAGGACAAGAGGGAAAAAGAGAAAGAGAAGAAAGAAAAGAAGACCAAGAAAAAGGACAAAGUGAAAGGACCAGCCUCUGACAGUAAAGACAAAGGAGCCAGAGCUGAUGACUCACACACAGAGCCAGAAUGUCCAGUCAUUCAGAUAGAUUCAGUCAUGGAGUUUCCCAAAUUAAACAUGCCGAUGGACAGAGAUGAUGAGGAGGGGAGGGACUGGUCGAAAAGCCCUAUUCCCUCGACACCCAGAAAGAAACAACUCAACACAUCAAGGUGCCAAAUAAGCGACAAUGAGAGCAGGGAUGAUGAAAUUCUCGAGAGAGAAAAAACACCAAGAAAGAUUAAAAAAGGGGAGAAAACCAAGACCAACCUGGCAUCCCUCAACACCAACUCCAGGCAACAGUCCUCCUCAGACAAUGACUCAAUUGGAAGAUCCUCUCCCCUCUCAGUGGAGGACCUGGAACAGUUUUCCCUGCGUCCUGCCCCCAGGGAUACAACCAUUCAGUGUAGGAUCACACGUGAUCGGAGGGGUGUGGAGAAGGGGAUGUAUCCCACCUACUACCUCCACAUGGAGAAGGAAGAUGGCAAGAGGGUUUUCUUAAUGGCAGGCAGGAAGAGAAAAAAGUGCAAAACUUCCAAUUACCUCAUCUCCAUCGAUCCCACAGAUCUGUCUAGAGAUACUAACAGUUACAUUGGCAAAUUAAGAUCCAAUGUUUUGGGCACGAAGUUCACCGUAUACGACGGUGGAGAGAACCCAGACAAGAAGCCCUUCAUCAAAGAGAGCGAAUCAGUCCGUCAAGAGCUGGCUGCCAUCUGCUACGAGAGGAAUGUUCUUGGAUUUAAGGGCCCAAGGAAAAUGAUUGUGAUCAUUCCUGGCAUGAUGGACAAUGAUGAAAGAGUGUGCAUUCGUCCAAAAAGCGAUAUAGAAUCUCUGCUGACCCGCUAUGAGAAUGGGAAUACUGAAAACCUGGUCAACCUGAUGAACAAGUCACCCAGCUGGAAUGAGCAGACCCAGUCCUAUGUGCUCAAUUUCCAUGGGCGCGUCACUCAGGCCUCAGUCAAAAACUUUCAGAUCGUCCACCCCGACAACGAGGACUACAUAGUGAUGCAGUUUGGCCGCGUGGCCGAGGAUGUGUUCUCUAUGGACUACAGCUUCCCCAUGUGUGCCCUCCAAGCCUUUGCCAUCACUCUGUCCUCCUUCGAUGGCAAACUGGCCUGCGAGUGAAAGUCUAGAACAGUGGCUCAACAGUUGUGGAUAACUCAACUAUUACUCAAAUAGUAUUUGUACUUAUUGUAAAUGUGGAUUCUAGCUCUGGCCAUGUUUUUUGUUGUUUUUGUUUUUAAGGUCUGAUUUUAUCAAACAUAUGUUCAAAGAGAUUUAUGAGGUACUGAACAAGUUUAAAA
Osmerus eperlanus (European smelt) is the source of this 2051-nucleotide messenger RNA. RefSeq names its product tubby protein homolog. The record is from RefSeq and is a predicted model, not a curated record. Gene Ontology annotation, cellular component: cilium. The coding region runs from base 178 to 1872 and encodes 564 amino acids. NCBI's taxonomy places the organism in Eukaryota, Metazoa, Chordata, Actinopteri, Osmeriformes, Osmeridae. The transcript has 12 exons. Gene Ontology annotation, biological process: protein localization to cilium.